This is a messenger RNA of Ooceraea biroi (clonal raider ant), 5885 nucleotides long. Its product is annotated as zinc finger protein 271. Gene Ontology annotation, cellular component: nucleus; nucleoplasm. Gene Ontology annotation, molecular function: RNA polymerase II cis-regulatory region sequence-specific DNA binding; DNA-binding transcription repressor activity, RNA polymerase II-specific. Lineage: Eukaryota; Metazoa; Arthropoda; Insecta; Hymenoptera; Formicidae. Gene Ontology annotation, biological process: regulation of transcription by RNA polymerase II. The record is from RefSeq and is a predicted model, not a curated record.
UCGCUCGAGCGACGAGCGCCGCGAGGUUAAACGGUAAUCGCGUCGAAACGCGGCGUUCCCCUCGUUAUUCUCGCACGUCCUCGUCGUCAUCAUCCGCGAACGGCGCCGAUUUGCUCGUCCACGAUCGUUUACGACACGGGCCGAAGCGCGAUUACGCGCGGUGCGCCUCGUCGCCGUGGCACGGCCGAGCUUUCGAGGUUAAACGAACGAUCGCGCGUUUCGGUCCCCAAUGGCGCGACGGCUGCCGCGUAGAAUUCCCCCGGAUUCGCGCCCGCAAGUCGCGAAAUCGCGUCCUUUCAGACGCACGCAUCCAGAUUGCGAGAGUUGCGAGUCGGAAAGAAUCGAGGAUGAGAAAUGAAGUAUGUCAGAAACGUUUAAUUGAUAUUCUUCAGUGAACGAAGAUGAAUAGUGAGCAGCAUGCAUUGCCAGCGACUACGCAGGCACAACAAGAGGUCUCGGUCUACCACCAUUCCCACCACAACUCCUCGCAUAGGAGUGGUGGCGGUGGGGAGGCAUCAUCCUCCAAAGAGCCAGCCUCUUCACUCAACCAGGAAAUGGCGUUGACUUCCAGCUCGCAUCAUCAGCAACAGUCAACCGCCGCGCAUCAUCAUCAGCCUUCGGUUAGCAGCAGCAGCCAUCACGGUUCCCUGCAGUCGAAUCCGCAGAUUCCCGUAUCUCUUCCCGGCCUUAAUUUAGACGGCGCACAUAUACCGACGAGUGUUAGUCACCUGCAGGCCGCGCAUGCACAAAUACAACAAAUGCAGGCGCAAGCACAGCAGCAGCUGCAACAGCAGCAACCUCCGCCGCCGCAGCAGCAGCAGCAGCAGCAGUCUCAUCACCAGAUGUCGAAUCACCAGAACGCCCAGAACAACGGACCUACGUCGCACAGCCAGAACGUGCAGCGUGACGACAACAAAGUCAAGGACGAGGGCGGUAGCUGCACCACCGAGCGCUGCAGCGACAAUCAGGUUCAUUGUCAAGUUCAAUGCGAUCUGCAAUUACAACCACCCCAAGAUCUUCAACAGAGCUUGAUGCAACAGCAGCAGCAGCAACAGCAGCAGCAGCAGCAGAUCGGGGUCAGCAUCAGCGGGAACUCCACUAACGAGGGGGGAAACCAGAACAACUCCGAGAAGCCCGAAAAGGAGAAGGAAUUGCGGCAGCUGAAUAUGACCCAAUUCCAAGUUCCUGACUUGAAACCGGGUGGACACAUGAUGGACGUGAGAACGGCGGACGGGUCAGUCGUGAAAAUAAGCGCCGGAAACGAGCAGGAUCUGGCGAAGACUCUUGGUGUCGAGAUGGUGCAGAACAUGUACAAGGUGAACGUUGAGGACAUUAACCAGUUGUUGGCGUAUCACGAGGUCUUCGGAAAGUUGCAGAACGAAAUCGCGGCCAGUACGACCCUCGUAGGCAGUACCGUUCCAACGCAGACGGUCACUACGAUACAAAAUGGAACACCGAUCGUUCAGCAAGUUCAGCUGAACAAGUUCGACAUAAAGUCGAGUGACGGCGAGGCGACGCCUGGCCCGAGCGCGUCGCCCGUCUCGGUUGGCAGCCACUCGUGCGAGAUAUGCGGCAAGAUCUUCCAGUUUCGUUAUCAGCUUAUCGUGCAUCGCAGAUAUCACACCGAGAGAAAGCCGUUCACCUGCCAGGUGUGCGGCAAGGCGUUCUCCAAUGCGAACGAUCUGACGCGUCAUGGCAAGUGUCAUUUGGGCGGAUCCAUGUUUACAUGCACGGUCUGCUUCCACGUGUUCGCAAAUGCGCCCUCCUUAGAACGUCAUAUGAAGAGACACGCCACCGACAAGCCGUAUAAUUGCACGGUCUGCGGUAAGAGCUUUGCACGAAAGGAACAUUUGGAUAAUCAUACGAGAUGCCACACCGGCGAAACACCGUAUAGAUGCCAAUACUGUUCGAAGACAUUUACCCGUAAAGAACACAUGGUAAAUCACGUUCGCAAACACACUGGUGAGACUCCACAUCGAUGUGAUAUUUGCAAGAAGAGCUUUACUCGCAAAGAACACUUUAUGAACCAUGUUAUGUGGCAUACAGGAGAAACCCCUCAUCAUUGCCAAGCCUGCGGCAAGAAGUAUACGCGCAAAGAGCAUCUUGCUAACCACAUGCGCUCGCACACGAACGACACGCCGUUCCGUUGUGAGAUAUGCGGUAAGUCGUUUACGAGGAAGGAGCACUUCACGAACCACAUAAUGUGGCAUACGGGCGAGACUCCGCACCGCUGCGACUUCUGUUCGAAGACGUUCACGCGAAAGGAGCAUCUCCUCAACCACGUUCGCCAGCACACGGGUGAGUCUCCACAUCGAUGCGGCUUCUGCUCCAAAUCGUUCACCAGAAAGGAACACCUUGUUAAUCACAUCCGCCAACACACAGGGGAGACGCCCUUCCGCUGUUCAUACUGUCCGAAAGCAUUUACGCGGAAGGAUCACCUGGUGAACCACGUCAGGCAGCACACGGGUGAGUCACCGCACAAGUGCCAGUAUUGCACCAAAUCCUUCACGCGGAAGGAACAUUUGACCAAUCACGUGCGUCAACACACAGGCGAAUCGCCACAUCGAUGCCACUUCUGCUCCAAGUCAUUUACUCGUAAGGAGCAUUUGACGAAUCAUGUGCGCAUCCACACUGGCGAAUCUCCACAUAGGUGUGAGUUCUGCCAGAGGACGUUCACUAGGAAAGAACAUCUAAAUAAUCAUCUCCGUCAACAUACCGGAGAUUCCUCACAUUGUUGCAACGUGUGCUCCAAACCAUUCACAAGAAAGGAACAUCUCGUGAAUCAUAUGCGUUGCCAUACUGGUGAACGUCCAUUCGUGUGCACAGAAUGUGGCAAGAGUUUCCCGCUGAAGGGCAAUCUUCUCUUCCAUAUGCGAUCGCACAAUAAAGGCAGCAACGCCGAGAGGCCGUUCCGCUGCGACCUGUGCCCCAAAGAUUUCAUGUGCAAAGGACACUUAGUCUCGCACCGGCGCUCGCAUUCAGACGAGCGGCCGCACAGUUGCCCGGACUGCGGCAAGACCUUCGUCGAGAAGGGCAAUAUGCUACGACACUUGCGCAAGCACGCGGCUGAAGGACCGCCGACGCAGGUCAGCACGCCCUCGGCCAUACCGCAAUCCGGCGUCUUGCCGAUCCCGGCAGCAGCCGCAGUCCUGGUCGGACACCCGCUAGCACCGCCAGCACCGCCUGUGGUGGUACCGCAGCACACGGUGGUUGUACCGACACCGCCUGGUGUACUGACAUCAUAUUAGGAGAAAGAGAGACGAGAAAAUCUCCGUUAUGUUCGAGAAGAGGAAGAAGAAGCAGCAUACGUUUAUUAGAAGAAAGAGAAAGAAACGAGAAGGAAGAGAAAGGAACGGAAGAAAGACGGGUGAUCUUUGAAAACGUUUAACACACGCGCACGCGUGUGUAUGCUUAAAAUACGAUUGUGCCGAGCAAUUGCGCGGAAGAUUCGUUCGUCAUUCGUCGUUUUUUCGUCGAGGACCUGGACCAGUGAGUUAUACGUCACCAGUAAUCACUAGUAAAUCAUCAGUGUCUCAACGUCCGCUCGCGAUUCUGCAGCAGCUGCAAACAUCUUCGUUUCACAUGACUCGCCGUGAACCUUCUUGGUGACGAUAAACGUAGUAUACAGCGAUCGCUCGUGACGUGCAUAGCGAUCGCUCGUAAAACGUGCAUCGACAUUGACCGUUCCUUGUGCGAUAAUGGCGGUGUAUUAUCCAAAGUUUGGUUUUGCUUGUUUAUGCUUGUACUUGAUAAGUAUGUCGAUCGCGUGUAAGGAUAAGGAAUGCGUAGCGCGCAUUCCUGUCAAAUUCGUGCAAAAAGAUCAUCGGAGAAACAUCAGAACUUUGCGACUAAGUGAUGGACACGUGAUGAUUUCUCUUCGUUAUACUUUAGUAACCUUCCGUAAUUUUAACGUGUAAUCUUAACAGAGGCACUAAUUAUAAUGGCAACAUUGUCUUGCAUUAUUAUGUUCAUAUCUUAUUUUUCAUGUGAGUGUGCACUCGUAUGCGUUCGCUGAUCAGCGAAAUUUUCAGCAGAAAUCGAUAGCGCAUAUAAUACAACAUCGGGUAAAAUGUAUUAUCGAUAGUAUGUAAAAUGUGUAUCUUUGAUUUCUAAGUACAGCUUGUCCAAUGUGCAUGGCGAUUUUCCAAAUGUGAAUCAAAGCAUGAUAAAGUUGAGUGAUAAUUGUAGUCCUAUCGACCAUUGAUUUACACGAAUUACUGAUUCACGUGUAAUUUUUGUAUGAAUGAAUAUUAUUUGUACUAUUGCUCUGAUGAUGAUUUGCGUGGUUUCAUUGUGGAUCCGGAGUGGUAUUUUGAAUUUCAUAAUCGAAACAUUGCGCUCAAUAGUAGCACGGAUGUGUCCUGUGCGCAAAGUAAUAUUGUUGACAAAAAGAUCUCGUAAGCAAAUUAUUUUUAAUGAUAAAUAAUCGCAUUAAUUUCACCUAAUGCAUCUAUAACGCUGUAACGUUUUCGUUAAAUUCCCACGUUUAGUUGCAACAUUAGUUGCUUGCUGAUUUCUCAGUUAUCAUUUAAUAUCUAAUUUGCGUAGUUAUGAUCUCGCUAUCAUAGGGUGAUAAAUGACGGAUGAGCUGAGCUCUAGUUGGGAAAAGUGUAAAUUCAACAUAUAGACAAUGUAUACGGACGUUCAAUUCGGACUUUAGUCAUUAUAAUUCUUAGUUAAUUGUGAGUGCAAUAUGGCUCAGAGCCGUGUUUUUUGUUUGCAAAACAGGCAACUGCAAACAAACGGAUACCACUGACACCGGAUCGCAGGCAAAUCAGAAUAGCUAAAUUAAAUUGAUUGAGUUUCACGCGUUAUCUGGAGCAGAUUCAUUAAGGUUUUAAGUUUCGUAACAAAAAUGAUCUUGGUUGACGAUUAAUGAUCCUUUUUAUUAUCUAAUACGAGAAGGGAUGAACAUACGAUUGUAGCGAUCAUCUUGUAAGGCCAUGUAUUUCGUAUUUACCGUUAAGAUAAAAGAGAGCUAAAAAAAUUAACGGGGCGAUGCGACGUGCGGUUACGUGUGUGUAAUAUCAUUUGUCGAAUCUCGGAUUGAAGUCGUGCAUAUUUGGAGAACCGAGAUUGUCGAAAUACAAAAGUGUAUUUGAUCGUUCGUCGCACUGUCGCGUUUGCGUUAAAUAUAUAAUUAUGUAUAAUAUAGUAAUUAUAAAAUAGGCAUUAUAAAAGGAAAAGGAAUUUAUUAAAACGUGUCACGCGUAUCGCGUGCGACGGAAGUUGUUCGCAACAUGGUAGAAAUCUAGAUCGACAUAAUAUAUAUAUAAAUAUAAAUAUAAAUAUAUAAAUAAAUAUAUUGAUGAAUAUAUAUAUAUAUUAAUAAGCAUAUUGAGACACAGUUAGAUAUCACAUGUACUAUUUAAAAUAAUGAAACAAUGAAAACUUGAAUGUACUGCAGGGUCAUCUUAUACUUGAAAUACCAUGCGGAAUUUACCUUACAUUAUGCGUAGAUAUUUGUUAUAUUCUCGGGAAAAAUAAGAAAGAGAGAGAGAGAGAGAGAGAGAGAGAUGGGUAAUAAGUAAAGAUAGAUGAAGAGAGAAUGAGAGAGAGAGAGCGCGCGAGAGAAAAAAAAUACGUGAACUUAUAUGGGAUGGACGAAAAUAUAUAUGUAUAAUAUAUAUACUGCUCAUGUGCUUAUAUACAUUAUGUAUAUAUACUGUGUAACAUACAUAAGCGAGAUAAUCUGCGGAGGAAAACGACCAGAUCUUUUUUUUUUUCCUUGGAAACGAGGAGAAUGUACUUCCGAUGAGAUACGUGUAAAGAGAAAAAGAAAGACAAGCAAAGAAAAAAAACAAUUCCUCUAUAAUUCACCGUGGUAUCCCGCGCGACAACAUUACUAAGAACGUGUAAUAAGGAAUAAAUAGAAAUAAUGUUUA